AUGGCUGAGACGGACCCUCACUAUCCAGGGAGACCGGAUGCGGAUAGCCAUCAGAAGGGUCGAAUGGCCUUUGGCUCUCUCAGCCUCUCCGAUGGUCAGAGGAGAUGGACGCCUUCGGCAUCUUCAGGAGCACCAACCGCGAGGGGACCAUGUUGUGAGCCUUCAGGCGGCGCGAAUGGCGUCUGGCUGUCGGCUGAUGUCGCCUUCAACGUCUUCAAAGGAACCGGCGGCGAGGGGAUUAUGUUCCGGCGUUAUUUGGCGUCCCUGACAUACAAAGGACUGUCUUGUCAAAAGUAUGAUGAGAGUCUGAGAGACGCACUGGGUGCGGAUUAA
Penicillium bovifimosum is the source of this 333-nucleotide messenger RNA. RefSeq lists its product as uncharacterized. Bases 1 to 333 code for a protein of 110 amino acids. Lineage: Eukaryota; Fungi; Ascomycota; Eurotiomycetes; Eurotiales; Aspergillaceae. The record is from RefSeq and is a predicted model, not a curated record. The transcript has a single exon.